GGGGGGUCUACUGGGCCCUUGAGCCCCUCUUUAGCCACAGGUAAUGUUGUGUUAGCCUCAGGCACCAACUAGCAACCUAAAUUGUGACGCCGCCUGAGCGGGAAAGCAGCACUAAGAGAGCAAACCCGGCUGGGCUGGGCGGCGACAGCGGACUGGGCCGCUCAAAAGUUCUCCGCCUUUCUGAAGGAGUUCCUUGGUGAGGCGAGAGAUGGGAAAAGUUCAGGCUUCCCUUUGCCCCCAGCAGUAGCACCACCACCACCAGUCGUCGCAACCAUGUCGAACCCCGCCAACAAGAAGGACUCUCUGGAUCUGCCGCCGAGCACCUCUCAGGGAGGCCGGAGAGACUUAGCGGACGACUUGGCCGCAGUUCGAAGCUCCGCCCACCGCCACAGCGUCGGCUCCGCCAGCGGCUCCGGUGCAGAGGGCUGGCCCGCCUCGCAUAUUUCCUUGUCGACGCUCCUCGGCCUCCGUGGGUUCGGCUUCAUUCAGAGUGGCAGUGCCCCCAUUACCACCACCGACAAGUACAAAGGGGACAAGGCGCGCGCUCUCCUCAUGAUGUUACUGAGAAGUCAGAAGGCAUCUGAAGAAUCAGCGUCUAAUCACUCCAUUGAUGUACAUAAUUUAGUUCCUUGUGGUGAUGUGGCUGGCUUGCUGGGAGUUACCAUAAAGCAGUGCAAAGAUUUCACCCCCAAAUUCACUGUUAAACAUGACACCUACUUGCUGAUUCGUAUUAGCAUUGAUAAAAUCAUGAAAUGCACAAACCCUCAAACUUACCGAGCAAACAAGAAGAACAGUGCAAUUUGUUUUGGCGAUGUGAGAUAUUUUUCUGUAAAGGUCCCAAAGCAGAAAAGUGAUCCUAGGAACAGAAUUUCUUUAGAACUGGUGGGCUUUGAAAGUCCAAAAGACUUUCCGAGGCUCUAUGGGAAUGUAAGUAUGCAUCUUUAUGAAGUCAUUCAGAAGCAGUCCUUCACUGAAAUAUGUGCUAUGAGAAUUAGAAAUAUGGUCUUCUGCACAGUAGAGGUGGAAUUUAUGUUCUGCUAUGGAUGUCUUGGAUAUGGAUAUUCACAUCAGCUGAAACUGCCAGGUGCAGAUCCUGCCAAAGCUGUGGCAUAUUCCAUGUUUCUGCGGGUUCCUCCACCAGAAGACAGAAAAGACAAUUCAAGCAAUGCCAUCAAGCCACUGCGCAUGGAUUACCCUGCAUUCUUAUCUCCAGACCUAAAUGUUACAGUUGGAAACUUUGAGCUUGACAAACCUGCAGAAGUUUCAGAACACUACAAAAGCCUUCAGAAGGCUUUGAAACAACCACCUCGAGAAAGACUGGAGAAACUGAAAAAUGAAUAUCGGAGUCUAAAAACAUGGCGUGAAAAGGCUGAUUAUUUAGAUCAACUGAUCUUAAAAAGGGGACCAAAACUAAGACCUGGUCAAACAAAGGUAUCUCGCUUCAAGGAACUUGUUGGGAGGAUACAACGCCCUCAAGCUCCAAGUUCAAUUUAUUCUUCCUCAGAGGCAGUAAUUAAAGAAGAAAAAUCAGCUGAACAAGACUUAGCGAAAUGGUCAAGUCUUCUAUCUAGCCCACAAUUGCAAGUUCCUGCACCUGUGCCAUCCCAUGAAGAAUCAGAUUCAGAAUCGAUUCAUAAACUUACUGAGUGUGCUGAAAAAAUGCAUCUUGUUCUAGCGCUGCCUGUAACAUCUAGCACUACCUGUUCUCCAGGAUCUUCAGAUGGGGGAGAGAACCUGCUACAGAAGGUUGUAAGAGAAAAAUUUCGUCGUGAGUCUGAAACCUCUCUAUCAAGUUCUGCUGAUCACGCAGCAGAAUUGUCUGAGACUGGGGAUUCAGAAAGCCCUACUUUUCCAGGUCCAGAGAGCAAAGUGAUAGAUGAGGAAUUACCUGUCGUAGCAAAAAAAUCAUCUAUCAAAGAAUAUCUGCCAGAACCAAUACAGGAAUCACAUUCUAAGUCUGAAGUUUCUGUGAGUGUCUCAGCUCUGUUGGUGGCACCUAAACCAUCAGAUUCAGUUGUUGAACCAGUACAGCAAUGGCCUUGGAAAGAUGUGUUCCAGGAUGCAGUUUUUAGUGGGAACAAGUUUGAACCAUUCUUGAGAAGUGUUGGUAAAGAACAGCCUCCUCCAUUUAGUAUAGGCAAAGCAGAUUAUUUCAAUAAUUUAGAAAAAACAUAUCCACCUGAUGCUAUCAAAGAACAAGAAGACCAAGAUCCACCUUAUGGGAUGUUAUUGGCAAAACCAGGCAGUAGUCCAGAUGCUAAAUUAAUCAAGAGUGGUGAGCAGCUUUCUAUCCUAAGACUUAUAGAGAGAAAAAUGGAUUUAGAAGAGAAGGACCAAGAACGUGAUGAAGAAGAAUCAAAGCCACACGCUAUCACAUCUGGUUCUUCUCAGAAGCCACUAAGAGAUAAGCUAGAAGAGCAAGCAGAAAUAAAACAGAGCCUGAUUGAUUUUAAAAGGUCUCUUGAAGACUGUCUUGUUGAUAGCCUUGUAAAAGUUGUUGCAGUGAAGUCACUUUUAAGUAAAAACAUUGAAAACCUAGUUGCAGAGAGACUCUCAGAAGGAAAGAUACCUGAAGAAUUAGAAGAUAGCAGCUCCCCAGGUGAUGAGAUGUGUUUACUCGAGGAAAGAAAAACUUCUGGAGAGAAGUUUGCAGAACCAGACAUAAGAAAACUGAAAGCUGUUUUGAGUCAAAGUUUGCAGGCUCGCCUUGUAGAUAGAUUGUAUGAACAGGGGAUAAUCUCAGAUACAGAACUACCUGAAAAAGACUGGAAAACUUCUAUUUCUAUUUCUGGUAAUUUGCUCCAGGGAAGGAAAAGCUUAUCCAAGGAAAGAAUUUCACAAGCUGAAAUAACAACAAUAAAAUCACUAAGUGACAAUCGAUCAGGAAACACUGCCAAAACUGAAUCCAUGCACCAUAGUAAAGAAAGUAGUAACGAAAGCCAGCUAGUAGUUACAGGGACAAGUUUAUCUGAAAGCAAAAUGGAUGAUGAUAGAGCACCUGAUUUACCUCUUCAAAGCCAAGGUGGUUCAGUAGAAGGAACAAAUGCAAUGACAGACUUAAGAAAUCAACACUCCAAACAGUCACUGGAAAUCAUUAGAGUAACAUUACCUUUGAGCACAGAACCAGAUAAUGUUAAACAGCGACAUUCCAUUCAUGACGCUUUCCUAGAAAAAAUUUUAAAAGCAGAAAUAACAAGUUUAAAAUCAUUUUUAAGCAAAGGCCUCCAAGAUCACCUUAAAGAUAAACUUUCAGAAACUGGAUUAAGUGGAGAAGACUUGGAAACUGUGUGCUGGAAAUUGUCUUUGAAUGUGAAAGGGGAACACCCAGUUACACCAGAGAAGGAUGUAUUGCAAGAUCACCAGGUUUCCUAUAAUGAGGGUCUAGCUGAAGAGACAUUUGUAGUAAGUGAAAGUGUUCAAAAUCUCUUUCAAGCACUUUCAGAAAAUGAAAUUACCAAUCUAAAGUCUGUGUUGAACAAAAAUAUUCAAGACCAUCUUUCAGAAAGACUUUCAGAAAUAGGAUUGAUCACAGAGGAUGAGUUAAGGAAAAUACUUGAAAACUUAUUUCCAGUGGUGGAAAUGCCAACAAAGGGUGCUGAAGGAUCAGAUUUAUCUGAAGAAGGACCAAGUAUGCAUCCAGCAACUCAAAACCUGCAAGAUAGGUUUUCAGAAGAAGAACUACAAAAUUUAAAGUCUCUCAUGGGCAGACUUCUGAAAGAAGGCCACAAAGACCAACUUUCAGAAUCAGAAGUAAAAGGUUUGACAUCUGUUUUACAGAAAAGCUUUGAGAAUCUUCCCAUACAAAGCAGUAAUGAAACUGGGAUAAGCAAAGAAGUAGAGAUAAAAGAUGAAUGCCAUAGUAUAUCUCUGCCUAAAGUUGAAAAAAGUCCAAGAGUUAGUAAUGCAGAUGUGUCUGACAGAGGAAAAGAUCAUUUAAAGAAAAGUCUUAAUAAACUUUCAAGAGCAGGUGAAAAACAAAGUAUAAAAAGAGAAACUCCAGAUGUUUCUGUAAACAAUAUUUUUGAAGUACAACAAAAGACCCAAGAAACUCAGACCAUGUUUCAUCCCAAAAAAGUGAAACAUAGUUCUAAAAGAGAAUGUCACAGAUUGCCAGGUUACCCUGAUAAUCUAAACAUGCCAAUUGUAAAGACAGGAUCAUUUGAAGCAGGAUUAAAAAGCAGGGCACCUGAUGAACCUCCAAAGAGAACAUCAGAACCAUUUGCCACAUCUUCUUUUUUGAGUGUGCAUGAUAUUGGUAUCCAAACAGAAAUAAAAAGUUAUUUCUCCAAGCCUCAAAACUUUAUUUCCAAGCCUCCCUUUCCAGUAAACCCUCAGACAUUUCUCUUUUUACAUUCAGAGUCAGAGGAAGAAGCAAAGCCAGCAAUCAAACAUCAAAAGCCAAAAUGCAAGAAGUCUGACAGAAAGAAGGAUGCUGGGUCACACCAUCCACAACAAGCCGUGAUGAAUACACAGAGCAAGAAAGACAGGACACCUCAUGGAAACACAUCGAAGGAAAUUUUAAAAGAAAAGGGCAUAAAACAUGGUGAACCACCUUCUCCCAAACUCAGCAUGACGGAAAACCGGAAGGAUUCAAAAACAAUGGGAUCCCCCAGCGGUAUGAGAAAGGAAAGCCUGAAGCAGAAAUCUGAGAAGAAACGAGAUAAUGAGGUUAAACAAAAAAAAUCACUUAGCAAGACUGCUGGCUUGGCUAAUCCACAACUACAGACCCUGUCAAAAAAUCUUCCAGAAAAACCAUCUACAACUAAAUUUCUAACUUCUGGGCGGACAAAAGGAAACACACUGAACACUGCAGGCACAGAUGAUUUAGACAUUGAAGCUUUCAAGCAUCUUGAAAAAGCAAUAGAAAGAGCUCUUCUUGAUUUAGGGAGAGUUGCAGAAGGCAGCUCCAGCCAGGGAAGACCAAAUACUGCUCCAAAUGCUGCUGCUCUCGUGUCCAAAGAGUCAUCCAGGUCAUUUCUCUCUGCAGUUGAGACUCCAAGAAAUCAAGCAGGCUCAAUAUCAGAGAUGCUUAACAAUCAGGAACAGAUCUUAAAAAUGACGCCAGAACAAUUGGAAGUAGUGCUUAAGAUUCUCCAAAAAAUACUGAAGCAGAAUACAAGACCUCAAAAUAAUGGAUGAACGGAAACCAUAUGUAUGUUAACUAGCUAUGUAUGUACAAUUUGUUUUACUUUUUUUCCCCUUAAUGAAAAAUAAAACCCUCUUUGUAUGUACAUUUUUAAAAAACAUUUAAGGAUACCCCCAGACGUUUCUGAACUAAAACUCCCAUUAGCCCCAGCAAGCAUGGCCAUUGGCCACCCACCUGUCAAAUACCUGAUGUAUGGAGAGCAAAAAUGUCCAUUUCAGCUACGGUUUGAAUCCAAACUAUGCCUGCAAAUGAAUAAAGUAGGACAGUGAUAGCAAGCCCCCUCAACCACACCAGGAAAUUCAAUGGGAAACUCCCUAGUGGAGCUGAUCCCAAGCUGGGCUUGCUGUCACUGCUGAACAACUAGCAAAGGAACAACUGGGCGCUCACUUUAAGCUUGGGAUGGGAUAAAAAUCCUAUUCAGUUUGCAUUUAAAGGCAAGUCUGUCCAAUUCACAGUUUCCGAAAUAAUAUGCAAACCAAAACAAAGCCACCUUCAGAAUUUGCGUGUCUCUGAAUUUUGUAGUUCUCCAGUCAA
Messenger RNA from Rhineura floridana, 5680 nucleotides. It is a transcript of the gene CATSPERT, whose product is annotated as C2 calcium dependent domain containing 6. Bases 274 to 5139 code for a protein of 1621 amino acids. The transcript is spliced from 17 exons. Lineage: Eukaryota; Metazoa; Chordata; Lepidosauria; Squamata; Rhineuridae. The record is from RefSeq and is a predicted model, not a curated record.